AUGAGUCAGAAAAAUACCCGUAUUGCCAUUGUCUCUGACGACAAGUGCAAACCCAAAAAGUGCAGACAAGAGUGCCGAAAGGGGUGUCCGGUGGUCAAGACCGGAAAGCUGUGUAUCGAAGUGACGCCAAGCUCGAAAAUCGCCUUCAUCUCGGAAACAUUGUGUAUCGGAUGUGGUAUUUGUGUCAAGAAGUGCCCGUUCGGAGCCAUCAACAUCAUCAACUUGCCAACCAACCUUGAGAAAGAGGUUACCCAUAGAUAUUCCGCCAACUCGUUCAAGCUUCAUAGAUUGCCUACCCCGCGUCCAGGACAGGUGCUGGGUCUGGUGGGGACGAACGGUAUUGGAAAGUCCACAGCAUUGAAAAUUCUUGCCGGUAAGGAGAAGCCAAACCUCGGAAGAUACGACGACCCUCCAAACUGGGACGAGAUUCUGCGUUAUUUCAGAGGAUCUGAGUUGCAAAACUACCUCACCAAGGUGCUCGAAGAUAAUAUCAAGGCCAUUAUCAAGCCGCAGUACGUGGAUAACAUCCCGCGUGCCAUCAAGGGACCAAUGAACAAAGUCGGAGAGUUAAUAAAGGCCAAGCUCGAAAGACAGGACGCUGCCAAGACGGUGGUGGAGACGUUGGAAUUAAAGGCCAUUUUGAAAAGAGAGGUUUCCAAACUGUCUGGUGGUGAGUUGCAAAGAUUCGCAAUUGGUAUGACAUGCGUUCAAGACGCCCAGGUUUACAUGUUUGACGAGCCUUCGUCAUAUUUGGACGUGAAGCAGCGUCUGAACGCUGCCUACAUCAUCAGAUCGCUUCUGCAGCCGACCGUUUACGUGAUUGUGGUGGAGCACGAUUUAUCUGUGCUGGAUUACCUGUCGGACUUUGUUUGCAUUCUUUACGGUGUUCCAUCCGUGUACGGUGUGGUGACUCUUCCAGCAUCUGUCAGAGAAGGUAUUAACAUCUUCCUUGACGGUCACAUUCCAACAGAAAACUUGCGGUUCAGAACCGAGUCGUUGCAGUUUAGACUCGCUGAUGCUUCCGACAAGAUGAUUGUGGAUCAAACACACGCCUUUUCGUACCCAUCCAUGGUUAAGACCCAGGGAGAUUUCAAGCUCACUGUGGAGGCUGGAGAGUUCUCCGACAGUGAGAUCAUUGUCAUGAUGGGAGAAAACGGUACCGGAAAGACCACUUUGUGUAAGUUGUUGGCUGGUGCCAUCACUCCUGACGAGGGAAGCAAGGCUCCAAAGUUGAACGUUUCGAUGAAACCACAAAAGAUCGCUCCAAAGUUCACCGGUACAGUGAGACAGCUGUUCCUGAAGAAGAUCAGAGCGUCGUUCCUGCAUCCUCAAUUCAACACCGACGUGGUGAAGCCAUUAAGAAUAGAAGACAUCAUUGACCAAGAAGUGCAGCAUCUUUCUGGUGGUGAGUUGCAGAGAGUUGCCAUUGUUCUUGCUCUGGGUAUGGAGGCCGACAUCUACCUGAUCGACGAGCCUUCUGCUUACUUGGACUCGGAGCAACGUAUUAUCUGUUCCAAGGUGAUUAGAAGAUUUAUUCUCCACUCCAAGAAAACCGCCUUUAUCGUGGAGCACGAUUUCAUCAUGGCCACGUACAUGGCAGACAAGGUGAUGGUGUUCGAGGGUGUGCCAUCGAAGACUGCUACUGCGAAGAAGGCAGAGUCCUUGUUGACGGGAUGCAACCGGUUCUUGAAGAACCUGAACGUGACGUUCAGAAGAGAUCCAAACUCGUUCAGACCUAGAAUCAACAAGUUGGACUCCCAGAUGGACAAGGAGCAGAAGCUGAGCGGUAACUACUUCUUCUUGGAUAACACCGAGUUAUAA
This is a messenger RNA of Ogataea philodendri, 1821 nucleotides long. RefSeq lists its product as uncharacterized. Gene Ontology annotation, biological process: ribosomal subunit export from nucleus; translational initiation; translational termination. Gene Ontology annotation, molecular function: ATP binding; ribosomal small subunit binding; ATP hydrolysis activity. Bases 1 to 1821 code for a protein of 606 amino acids. The transcript has a single exon. The record is from RefSeq and is a predicted model, not a curated record. Lineage: Eukaryota; Fungi; Ascomycota; Pichiomycetes; Pichiales; Pichiaceae.